AUGACUAUCGUCUACAAAACUGGCGAGGACGCCCGCCUGGCCUUCCGAUCCGGUGCCUUUACCUCAACAACAUCCGGCCAGGCCCCGACCUACCUCCAAGCGAACUUGAUCAUCCUCCCGCAACGAUACGCCAACGACUUCCGCCUCCUUUGCCAGCGGAACCCUGUGCCAUGUCCAUUACUCGCCGAAUCAGCGAGCCCGGGUGACUUCAAGAAACUCAAAUCCUACGUCCAGAGUCAUGAUGGCAGCAAAGUCCUGCCGGUGGCAGAGAACAUUGAUUUGCGACACGACUUUCCUCGUUUCCGAGUCUACGAAGACAGCAAGCAUGUACAUGUCAAUGGUGUCUCGGAGCCCGUCAAUGUAGAGGACAAAUGGUUGGAUGGAGACCAUGUGGGCUUCCUCAUAGGAUGCUCGUUCAGCUUCGAGAGGGCCCUUAGCGAGGCCGGGCUUACGCCGCGGCACCAAUUACACAACCGCUCUGUGGCCAUAUAUCGGACCAACAUACCACUAUGUGCGGCGGGAGUUUUCAAGGGAGCCACUUACGUUGUGUCGAUGAGACCCUACAAGCUUUCUGAGGUUGAGAGAGUGCGAAACAUCACCAGACCCUUCGUUGUAACCCACGGCGAGCCAGUUGCGUGGGGCUGGGAUGGCGCUGAAAGAAUCGGCAUCAAUGACAUCACGAAGCCAGACUGGGGCGAUGUGACUUUCCAGAUUGAUGGGAAGAGUGUAUUUGGGCCGGACGAUGAGGAGUACGUGCCGGUGUUCUGGGGCUGCGGUGUGACGCCGCAAGAGGCUGUGAUGCGGGCUGACCUAAAGGGAACGGUAAUGGGACAUGCGCCAGGGCACAUGACUGUUUUGGAUGUCAGAGAGGAAGAGAUCUUCCCGGCGCUGUAA
Colletotrichum spaethianum is the source of this 894-nucleotide messenger RNA. RefSeq names its product putative hydrolase. NCBI's taxonomy places the organism in Eukaryota, Fungi, Ascomycota, Sordariomycetes, Glomerellales, Glomerellaceae. Gene Ontology annotation, molecular function: D-glutamate cyclase activity. The transcript has a single exon. Gene Ontology annotation, biological process: glutamate metabolic process. The coding region runs from base 1 to 894 and encodes 297 amino acids. The record is from RefSeq and is a predicted model, not a curated record.